AUGGCAAUGGAGGUCCCGAAGAAAUGGUUGUCUCUCUGCUCUUUGCUGCUUUUGCUGCUAUUCAUAUGCGUCGUUACUGUAGUGAACCAAGACGAAGCCUCGAAAUCGAGUGCUGUGGAAAUAGAGCAAUUGCAGAGCUCUAACAACUCAACAAUGGCGGCAAGGUUGGGAGAAAUUGAACAGGAGUCCUUGAAUGAACAUGCAGUGGAUGACCCAGAAGCUGUUGCAAGAAUGGUUGAAAUGGCCACUUGGAACAGCACUGAGAGGCGAAAACUUGGAUUUUUCUCUUGCGGAACCGGUAACCCUAUCGAUGACUGCUGGCGUUGUGACCCCAAUUGGCACAAGAACCGCAAGCGCCUUGCUAAUUGUGGUAUUGGUUUUGGGCGCAAUGCCAUUGGAGGUCGUGAUGGAAGAUUUUAUGUUGUCACUGAUCCUCGGGAUGAUGACCCUGUUAAUCCUAGACCUGGCACUCUACGCCAUGCUGUUAUUCAGGACAAGCCUCUCUGGAUUGUCUUCAAGCGUGACAUGGUUAUUACAUUGAAACAAGAACUCAUCGUGAACAGUUUUAAGACCAUUGAUGCCCGUGGAGCCAACGUACACAUUGCCAAUGGAGGAUGCAUUACAAUUCAAUAUGUUACCAAUGUCAUUAUUCAUGGUUUGCACAUCCAUGAUUGUAAACCAACUGGAAAUGCCAUGGUGAGGAGCUCGCCAUCACACUAUGGUUGGAGGACUAUGGCUGAUGGUGAUGCCAUUUCCAUCUUUGGGUCCAGCCAUAUCUGGGUUGAUCACAAUUCGCUUUCUCAUUGUGCUGAUGGCCUUGUUGAUGCUGUCAUGGGCUCCACAGCCAUUACCAUUUCCAACAACCAUUUUGCCCAUCACAAUGAGGUUAUGCUGUUAGGACAUAGCGAUUCUUAUGUGAGAGACAAGCAAAUGCAAGUGACCAUUGCCUACAACCACUUUGGAGCGGGUCUCAUGCAGAGAAUGCCAAGGUGCAGACAUGGAUACUUCCAUGUCGUGAACAACGACUAUACUCACUGGGAGAUGUAUGCCAUUGGUGGAAGUGGAAAUCCCACAAUCAACAGUCAAGGAAACAGAUAUCUUGCCCCGGCCAAUCCUUUUGCAAAAGAGGUGACAAAACGGGUCGAGACAGCUGAAAGUCAAUGGAAAGGUUGGAAUUGGAGAUCGGAAGGCGACCUGAUGCUUAACGGGGCUUAUUUCACUCCGUCUGGAGCUGGAGCUUCCGCCAGCUAUGCUAGAGCUUCAAGCUUAGGUGCCAAGUCUUCCACCAUGGUUGCCUCUAUUACUUCUGGUGCUGGUGCCCUUGGUUGCCGCCGGGGUCGCCAAUGCUAA
Fraxinus pennsylvanica is the source of this 1350-nucleotide messenger RNA. NCBI's taxonomy places the organism in Eukaryota, Viridiplantae, Streptophyta, Magnoliopsida, Lamiales, Oleaceae. The record is from the annotation of a GenBank genome assembly.